AUGUCUCAACAAUCCAACUCUUCUCCUUCCAAGAACAUGCCUUGUUCUCCUAGCACUGAACCAAGAAACCCUAACAGAGAAGAUCCUGUUGUUGACUCUGUGAAUACCCCACAUGCAAGAAGACCUAAAGAAACUGUAUCAGGCUUCUCCUCAUCCAUCGUUCUUGAGGAACGAACCAAAGAAGGUUCCAGUGUUGCUGAUCAAGAAAAUACUGAGUCUUUAGGAAAGAAUAUCUCUGAUGAUGUUGAGCAAACUGAUGCCCAAAAGGAGUCAAAUGUUGACAAACCCUUAGAUAAUGUGGCUGGUGAGGAAGUUCAUGUCACUCAUGAUGUCAGUGACAACCCUAAAUGUGAGGCUGAAACAGUAGACCUGGAGGAAUUUUCUGAUAAUGAGUUGUUAUCCUCUGUCCUCCCUAGCAUAGCCAAAACGGUUAGGACUAGGAGAGAAAAGAAAAUUGUGGCUCAAAGGUCCCCUAGAAAGAAGAUUGAUGUUCCAACCUCUUCCAAGACAACGGUGGCAGUCGAGGGUUCCCUCAAGAGGAAAGUUCGUGGUCCAACCAAAUCUUGGAGCAAAGUGGUGCCCAAGAAAAAGAAGACCAAGUUUGUUGUUGCUGAGUCUGACUCAGAUGUUCCUUGUAAUGUCUCUGACAUUCUGUCAAAGAAGAAGCCAACCACUAGCAAGCUUGCAGCUAGUGUCCCUGAGGUUCCAAUUGACAACAUAUCUUUUCAUUUUGCUUCAAGUGUAAACAGGUGGAAAUAUGUUUAUCAGAAGAGGCUGGCUUUGGAAAGGGAAUUAGCUUAG
Messenger RNA from Lathyrus oleraceus (garden pea), 801 nucleotides. RefSeq lists its product as uncharacterized. Lineage: Eukaryota; Viridiplantae; Streptophyta; Magnoliopsida; Fabales; Fabaceae. The record is from RefSeq and is a predicted model, not a curated record. The coding region runs from base 1 to 801 and encodes 266 amino acids. The transcript has 2 exons.